Messenger RNA from Nestor notabilis (Kea), 1343 nucleotides. It is a transcript of the gene LOXL2, whose product is annotated as lysyl oxidase-like 2. NCBI's taxonomy places the organism in Eukaryota, Metazoa, Chordata, Aves, Psittaciformes, Psittacidae. The record is from RefSeq and is a predicted model, not a curated record. Gene Ontology annotation, cellular component: membrane. Gene Ontology annotation, molecular function: protein-lysine 6-oxidase activity. Gene Ontology annotation, biological process: peptidyl-lysine oxidation.
AUGGGAGGAUUCCUGGGAUUCACCCGUAACCACUGUUUCAUCGCUCUCUUCCUCACCUCCUUGAGCCCGCUGGGCCUCGCGCAGUACGAACACUGGCCCCACGUCCCCGGUUACCCUGAGCCCCCCCCCCAAGUGUACCAGCCCCCCCCGAGACCAGCGAACGUCCCCACGAUCCACGACGACGACUUCUCCAUCCACGCCGCGCACGUGGUCUGCAGGGAGCUGGGCUACGUGGAGGCUGUGUCCUGGUUGCCCAGCUCCAAGUAUGGAAAGGGAGAAGGGAAGAUUUGGAUGGACAAUGUCCACUGUAACGGGAAGGAGCCCACGCUGGCAGCAUGUACUUCAAAUGGCUGGGGAGUAACUGACUGCAAACACACCGAGGACGUGGGAGUAGUCUGCAGCGAGAAGAGGAUCCCUGGCUUCAAGUUUGACAGCUCCCUGCUUAACCAGAUAGAGAACAUGAACAUCCAGGUGGAGGACAUCAGGAUCCGACCCAUCCUCGCCACUUACCGCAAGCGGGUGCCCGUCACGGAGGGGUACGUGGAGGUGAAGGAUGAAGGGACCUGGAAGCAGAUCUGUGACAAGCACUGGACCAUGAAGAAUUCCCGCGUCGUCUGUGGCAUGUUUGGCUUCCCGAGCGAGAGGAAAUACAACACCAACGUCUACAAGAUGUUUGCCAGCAGGAGGAAGCAGCAGUACUGGGCGUACUCAAUGGACUGCAGUGGGAAUGAAGCUCACAUCUCCAGCUGCAAACUGGGCAAUCACCUCAACGUGGAUGCAGAGAAGAACGCGACGUGUGACAAUGGGAUGCCUGCGGUAGUCAGCUGUGUCCCGGGACGUGCCUUUGCCCCCAGCAGCCACAGUGGCUUCCGAAAAGCCUUCAGGCAGGAGCAACCACUGGUGAGGCUGAAAGGAGGCGCCAACACUGGCGAGGGACGAGUGGAAGUGCUGAAGAACGGGGAAUGGGGAACAGUUUGUGAUGACAACUGGAACCUGGUGUCGAGGGAGCGGGUCUUGGGCAGGGCAAAGAAAGCCAUAACAGGAGCAAGGCUCGGGCAAGGCAUGGGUCCGAUCCACCUAAACGAAAUCGAUUGCACUGGCUUUGAGAAGUCAGUCACAGACUGCAAGUUCAACAUGGAGUCCCAGGGCUGUAACCAUGAAGAAGAUGCUGCUGUGAGAUGCAAUGUCCCAGCGAUGGGCUUCCAGAAUCAGCUGCGGCUGAGCGGCGGCCGCAACCCCUACGAGGGCCGCGUGGAGGUGCUGGCCGAGCGCAACGGAACCCUGCGCUGGGGCACGGUGUGCAGCGAGAGCUGGAGCACGGUGGAGGCCAUGGUGGUGUGUCG